Messenger RNA from Rotaria sp. Silwood1, 513 nucleotides. The record is from the annotation of a GenBank genome assembly. NCBI's taxonomy places the organism in Eukaryota, Metazoa, Rotifera, Eurotatoria, Philodinida, Philodinidae.
AUGCCAGCUAAUCAUUCAAAACGUAAACGAGCUGUUGAAGUACAUAAUAAAAAAGUUACACAACGUGGUAAUGUACCAAAAACAAAUAAACAAGUUGAUUCAAAAACACCUGUUGGUCCAUGGCUUUUGGCUUUAUUUGUUUUCGUUGUAGUUGCAGUUUCUACAACAACAUCGAAAGCUACAGUAACGACAUCAAAACCAACGACUACGUCAAAAAUAACAACAACAUCAAAAACAACAACAACAACACCAAAACCAACGACAACAUCAGCAACAACAACGACAUCAGCAACAACAACGACAUCAAAAUCAACAGCCACAUCAAAAUCAACAGCCACAUCAAAAUCAACAGCCACAUCAAAACCAACAGCUACAUCAACAACGAAAACAACAUCAAAACCAGUGAAAACGUCAAAAGCGACACCAACAUCAACAAAGAAAAAAACACUAACAUUAACAACAAUCUUGAAACCAUCAUCAACAUUGGCUAGCGCUGGACUUGGAAAAAGGUAA